GCGGGCGCAACGCAAAGCAAGUGCAUGUUCCGUUCCGCUCGAUCGAUCCGGCUCUGAUUAUUACAGUAUAUGUAUGUGCCAUACGCUGACUUAAUCUGCUCCAAGCACCUAGCGCACACGUACGCUAGCUCCCCAGUCGAUCAGCGGAGAUGCGGAGCUCCGUCGCCUCGGCUGCGCUGCUGGUGACCUGCCUGGUGGUGGCGGCGGCGGCGAGGUCGACGGGAAGGACAACGCUCAGCGUCCUGUCGUUCGGAGCCGCGGGGAACGGGGUCACAGAUGACGCGCAGGCACUUGUAGCAGCAUGGCAAGUGGCAUGCCGAGUCCCCCGCGCCACCGUGCUAGUGCUCCCAUCAGGGCACCGGUUCCUCCUCUCGCCGGUCACGCUGCAAGGCCCCUGCAGCGCAAAACUCACCCUUCAGAUCGACGGCACCGUGUUAGCGCCACCGGAAAUGGGCUCCUGGCCGAAGCCCAGGAGGCCUCUGCAGUGGCUCAACUUCAAGUGGCUGCAAGGCUUCAGCAUUCAGGGAACCGGCGCGGUGGACGGUGGCCAGCAGAGUGCGUCACCAGCCAAUGCUUCUCAGACAUCUACGGGUACCGGGCACUGGCAUUCGCCAGGAGUCAAGCCUACGCUGAUAAGGUUCUACAACAGCUUCAAUGUCAGCGUGCGCAACAUCCGGAUCAGCAACAGCCCGCAGUGCCACCUCAAGUUCGACAGCUCCGGAGGCAUCAGGGUGAAGAACGUCACCAUCUCCUCCCCCGGAGACAGCCCCAACACCGACGGCAUCCAUCUUCAGAACACCAAGGACGUCGAGAUCAGGAGCUCGACCAUCGGCUGCGGCGAUGACUGCGUGUCGAUACAGACCGGGUGCUCAAAUGUCCACAUGAAGAACGUGGUCUGCAAUCCCGGCCACGGAAUCAGUCUAGGAGGACUCGGGAAGGACAACAGCCUGGCCUGCGUCUCUGACGUUGUUGCAGAGAACAUCGUCGUCCAGAACGCACUGUACGGGGUCAGGAUCAAGACGUGGCAGGGUGGCGUGGGCUCGGUGCGGAACAUCACCUUCUCCAACGUCAGGGUGGCGAACGUGGCCACGCCCAUCGCCAUCGACCAGUUCUACUGCGACAGGGGCGGCGCGCGGUGCGCCAACCGCACCGGCGCGGUGGCCAUCGCCGGCGUGGCGUACCGCCGCGUGGUCGGCACCUACACGUUCCAGCCGCUGCGCCUGGCGUGCAGCGACGCCCGGCCCUGCACCGGCGUCACCAUGCUGGACGUGCGCCUGUCCCCGGCGGCGGCCGGGGGCACCGUGGCGCCGCUGUGCUGGAACUCCUACGGCGAGGCGCGGGGCACAAUCAUCCAGCCGCUCAGCGUCGGCUGCCUGCAGAGGAGCAACGGAUACGCGAUGCCUCUCACCCAGCCUUUUAACUACACAUGUUGAGUAAACUACAACAACCAAGGACAAGGAUUGUUAUAAGUUCGAAAGCUUACUCUGUCUAGCUCUAUUACUCUUUUUUUUUCUUCUUCUUCUGCGUACCUCAAUUAAUUCUGGACUAAUUAGACUUCAUCAAUGUUCUGAAUGACUUUUAAAUCCAUCUAGCUUCCUUGAGCCUUUCUUGCAACUUCUUGGGUUCCAAUUCCAUAGACUGAGAUCAGGCCUUGAUUAUAUAUUAUUUUCAUGCAGAGGUAUGUUGGGUAUAAUAAUGCUUUCAAAAGCAUUCAAAGUUCCUCUACCAAUGAUUACAUUGUAAGGCUACUCCAUAUUCACAGUAUCAAAUGUGAUUUCUUCGGUUUUAGUGUUA
Molecule: messenger RNA, 1794 nt
Organism: Zea mays
Lineage: Eukaryota; Viridiplantae; Streptophyta; Magnoliopsida; Poales; Poaceae
Product: polygalacturonase At1g48100
Exons: 8
Coding region: 150-1433 (427 amino acids)
Biological process (GO): carbohydrate metabolic process
Molecular function (GO): polygalacturonase activity
Source: RefSeq, a predicted model, not a curated record